AUGCUGAUCAAACCAAUUAGAACGAAUUUUAAGAGAAUAAAUAUACGUAAUUAUUCAAUAAAACAUCAAAAGAGAUCUAGAAUUAUUGAUAUAUUACUCUUCUCUUCUGCAUCUCUUGGUUUAUACGCUUUAUACUCACACUUUAGUCACAAUCAAUCUUUACCUUUAAUUUCAACCAAUAGUUUCACUAUACCAACUAAAAAUAAAGAUGGUAUACCUACGAUUACAACUAUAAAGAAGCUUUCUUCAAACGCUAUAAAUCAAUUACUUAGAGCCAAUGAAUCAGCUACUUCAAUUAAUAGACCCGGUUCUAGUUUAAUUAAAGAAUAUCAUAAUAAUUCUAUUUCUUCUAACAAUCCAAUAGAAGAUAGGUCUUCUCAAAUCUUUUUAGAAAGGGAUUUCAAACCGAAAGAUAUUUCAGACUUCUGUAGGAAGGGCGAUUUAUAUUUCUUUUGCGUUUUCGAUGGUCAUUCUGGGUUUAAAACUUCAGAUCUUUUAUCCAAAUCUUUAAUUCCUUUCACUGUUUUACAUUUAUCAUCAUUAUUCAAUAAUAUUCAACCAACAAGUUCAAAUUAUUUUGAUAACCUCAAAAAUAAAUUCCUACCGAUCAACUUUAGUAAUCCUUUAGAUUCUCAACCUAAGUUUGUUAUACAAGCUAUAAAAAACGCUUUCAUAAGCUUAGAUAAUGCUUUAUUACAAGCUCCUAUAAAUACUUUAAAUCAAUUACCAAAAACUAUAUCCCCACCAAAAUCCCCUGAUGAAUCCUUAUUGUCAGUAUUAUCAGGUUCAUGCGCUUUAAUGGCUUACUUUGACGAAUUGCGUCAAGAUUUAUAUAUUGCAUUAACAGGUGAUUCAAGAGCUGUAGCUGGUUAUUAUGAGAAUGGUAAAUGGAGAGUCGAAGUUUUAACAAAUGAUCAAACCGGUAAAUCUAAAUCAGAAAUCCAAAGAAUUCAAUCUGAACAUCCUUCAGCUGAAUCACCAUAUGUUAUUCAGCGUGGUAGAGUGUUAGGUGGUCUAGAACCUACCAGAGCUUUUGGUGAUGCGCGGUAUAAAUGGUCUGCACCACUACAAUCACAACUUUCAAAUGCACUGUUACCUCCUUCUUACCCCAUAAGAGGACCACCAAGAGGUUUACUUACCCCUCCUUACGUUACCGCAGAACCCGAAGUAACCCAUCGUAAAAUAGACAAAACAAAUAAACCUCAAUUCUUAAUUCUAGCUACAGAUGGUCUUUGGGAUAGAUUAUCAAAUGAAGAAGCUGUUGCUCUCGUUGGUAAGGCCUUAGAUGGAACAGGGCCUUUAGGUGGUUCAAAAGGUAAAUCAAUUAUGAGUAAGUCAGAGUUACUAGAAAACGUCGUAUCGAUAAAAGGCGAUAAACAAAUUCAAAAACCAAUUCAAUCGUCAAAUCACAAUCAAACAGUAAGUGAAUCUGAUGAAAGUCAAUACAUCUUCAAUGAAUCAAACCUUUCAACAUUAUUGAUUAAAAAUGCACUAGGUGGAGCACAUGAAAACCAAGUAUCUGCUUUACUUUCAAUACCUGCGCCACAUUCAAGACGAUUUUUUGACGAUACAACUGUUUCCGUUAUCAUUUUAAAUGAUGAAGAUAACAAAUUUCAAAACUUAAAUAUAAAAAAACAAAUCGCAAAUGUACAAAAGCUACAGGAUAAUUUAAAAAUGUAAUAUCAUCUCUAUAAACAUUUUUCAUCUCAC
Molecule: messenger RNA, 1710 nt
Organism: Wallemia mellicola CBS 633.66
Lineage: Eukaryota; Fungi; Basidiomycota; Wallemiomycetes; Wallemiales; Wallemiaceae
Product: protein serine/threonine phosphatase 2C
Exons: 3
Coding region: 1-1680 (559 amino acids)
Biological process (GO): protein dephosphorylation
Molecular function (GO): protein serine/threonine phosphatase activity
Source: RefSeq, a predicted model, not a curated record